Labeo rohita (rohu) is the source of this 6996-nucleotide messenger RNA. RefSeq names its product growth arrest-specific 2 like 1 (gene gas2l1). The coding region runs from base 837 to 4058 and encodes 1073 amino acids. Gene Ontology annotation, biological process: actin crosslink formation; microtubule bundle formation; protein localization to microtubule plus-end. The transcript is spliced from 5 exons. NCBI's taxonomy places the organism in Eukaryota, Metazoa, Chordata, Actinopteri, Cypriniformes, Cyprinidae. Gene Ontology annotation, molecular function: microtubule binding; cytoskeletal adaptor activity; actin filament binding. Gene Ontology annotation, cellular component: microtubule plus-end; cytoplasm; stress fiber. The record is from RefSeq and is a predicted model, not a curated record.
UGUGCACACAUAUUACAUGAUCAAUGUCGCGCUGAUUAAACCUGAUUUUUUACAUGCGUGAAGCAAUCUCAGGAUCCCUGUUCCCAUCAACGAACAUGCAAAUCGAAGAUAUGAUAAGCACAAACAACAUCCUCGUUUCUAUUUUCGCUCAACUGCAAAACAGUAACUGUAUUUGAAUAAAAUGAUUGGUAUCAGCCGAAUGUCAGAUGCAAAUUUAAACGGUUUGGUCGUUGGUAGCAGCUUGGGCAAUUGAAAUAAAGGGGAUGCGCAAGGAUAAAGUUGCCGUUGAUCCUCUAAUGAGAUGUAAGUCAAUGUAUAAGCCACUGCAGCUCAACGUGUUGUGCAGGAGGCGGCGCAUAGGACGGUCGGAUCAUUUCCAACUGACGAAGAUUGUUAUUAAAGUGCCCCAGUAGACCGGGGCUGCCUUCCUGCCUCAAUCGGCCAUGCGUCCUCCGAAUUGGUGUGAGCGAAUGAAUAAACGAGGCGUUGCGGAGCGCUUUUAGCCAAUGCGGAUGCUCCUCAUACACAACGAUAGCGCGUCAAAUGGGAUAGUAUGUCGUCGAGCUGUCAUGUACCGAUAAUUGUCCUGUUUCUGUUUCGGUCCGGACUUCCAUAGGGGGAAAGAGUAAUCGCUAUGUGGUCAUUGAAGGAGGCGGGUAUCUCACAGACAUCCGGAAUCCAUCGCGGAAUCCCACAGCUGCACCUCGGCGCUGUGAGUCAAGGCGGCCCGCUUUAGGAGCUCCUACCGCGCGUCGUUAUGCCUUUCCCAGCGCUGUUAAUGGAGGAUUACUGUACCGUCAUUUCGUGCCUUGAUUGAUACACGUUUUCCUUAUAAUAUGGCCGAUCAGAGCAACAUUCAGUCCGCCGCCUCCAAAAGCAUCAGGCCGUUCAAAUCCAGCGAGGAAUACCUGUAUGCCAUGAAGGAGGAUCUGGCUGAAUGGCUGAACACGCUGUACGACUUGGACAUCACGGCGGACACUUUUAUGGAGGGUCUGGAGACCGGCUGCGCGCUCUGCCGGCAUGCCAACAACGUGAACCGCGCCGCCCUCGAAUUCAAGACCCAGUAUCCAGAUGCGGCGCUUUCGUUGCGGAUACCCAGCAAGGACGUGGUCUUCCAGUCGAGGAACGUCAUACCGGGCUCGUUUUUGGCCAGAGACAACGUGUCGAACUUUAUAGGCUGGUGCAGGCAGGAGCUCUGGAUUAAAGAUGUGCUCAUGUUUGAGACCAACGACCUGGUGGAGAGGUGCAACGAGAAGAAUUUCGUGCUCUGCCUGUUGGAGGUGGCUCGCCGGGGGGCCAAAUUUGGCAUGCUGGCCCCCAUGUUGAUUCAACUCGAGGAGGAGAUCGAGGAGGAGAUACGGGACCAGGAGAACCUGACUCAGGAGGCUCUGGGGGAGUCGCAGAGCCCGCCGAGCAGGACGUACAGCCGCAAGAAGAGCAUCGGCGAGCCCGACCCAGAGCUGCUGGCCCGGUGGCAGCAGCAGCAGAAGAGAGUCCUGCUGGAUAUGCGCAACCUGGACGAGCUGGUUCGGGAGAUUCUGGGCCAGUGCUCCUGUCCAUCACAGUUCCCCAUGACCAAAGUAUCAGAAGGAAAGUACAAAGUCGGAGACUCCAGUGCACUCAUCUUUAUCAGGGUGUUACGGACUCAUGUGAUGGUGCGCGUGGGUGGAGGUUGGGACACACUUGAACAUUACCUCGACAAACAUGAUCCCUGUCGCUGCGCUGCAUUUGCUCACCGGUAUCAGCAGGCUAAAGCGAGUGGCCAGGGUCAUCACAGCAAGAGCUCCAGCGCUCACUCCUCCCGCUCCACAAGCCCAGGACCUCACUGGCGCAAUGAGGGCAUGGCACCCUACAAAACCCCCGACAGGCGCUCUUUGGACCCUGUGUUGGGUGCCACAGCGCAUUCCUCUCCAUCACGGCCUGGCAGGUCACACCAUGCAGCUGUACCUGUGGAGAUGGAGACUAAUACAGGGCGACCUACGACGCUGCUGCCUCGACCCCCACGAGACAGAUCAGAACCACGCCACUUUAAUCCUCUCAGGAAUAAGGAAUCUCUUCUUCCGACUCGGAGGCUAUCAGGAGAUAGUGACUCUUCUACAGCCUCGUCUAAAGGUGGAGGUGGAAGCACAGGAGGAGGUCGCUUCUCUCUGGGUACACGGCAUGCUCACGGAGAUGAAGUGGUUCUCCUGGUAAACCGUAAGGAAGGGAAACACGUUAUUGAGCGUCCUGGAGCAGGAGCACAGAUUCCAGCCCUGAGAACCCCUCAAACCCGUGCCCGUAGUGCUUCCAGAGAGCGCCCUGCACCACAAUCCACCUCAGUCCUGAAACCUAGUCCACCACAAGGCCCGGCAGAGGUACAUCGAACACCCCGCUCAGAGAGAGGCAGAUCACUUGGGCCCGAAGGUCCGAGGAAGCUGCAGGCUCCACGCUCUCUCAGCCAGGGCAAGACUCCUAGAGGCCGACUGGCCGACGUCAGCCCUGGAUCGUCACCUCGCCGCAGAGACCCUCAGUCUCUUUCAGUAGAUCGGAGAGAGGAACUGAGACCAAAGCACAUGCCCCCAACAUCCUCGAGAACAAGUGGAAGCUUGCCCAGAAGACAAGCAUCUUCCUCAGCCUCAAACUCUCCUGUGAAAAGUGGUGCAAGCGGAAGUCCUGCAAAAAAGGGCAUGGUAGCACCACGACCUCCUGCGCCUCGAUCGCCUUCCACUGGAAGUCGAAAGUUGCUUCCACCUGUCACACAGCCAGGCCGGCGCUCUCCACAUUCUUCCCCUCGUUCAAGCCAUCACCACCCAGCACGUUCCCCUCGAUCUGCUCACAAUGCACGAGCCGCAGGGAGAGACCAGAAAGGUUGGGGAAAUCCCUACAACCAGCAGCAGGAGAACCAGGAGGAUGGUACUAUUUUUAGUUUACACCUGCUGCCAAGUCUGGACCCUCAAAGGGAGCAAGACCUAUAUCGCAGCUUCGAGGCUGAGUUUCUAGCCAACACGCAACAAACCACAACAAAAGUGCAGGGUAAAGUGUCUACUGGAAGGGAAUUGAGGUCGCUACAGAUACCCGUCUCCCAACAAGGUUUAGGGGUGCUCCCAAGUUCUUCAGGUGACGCUAAUGUUACAGACUCGGCUUACUCUUCUUCUAACUCUUCAACUUCUUCUCUUAAUGUCGGAGGUAAGGUGGGAGUCCUUCCGGAUUUGAGAGAGUCUAAACGGACUAAUCCUCGCACCUGUGCACUUGAGGACCCUCCUGCACUUCUCCAUAGCCAGAUUCGUGGAGGCCUCCCCAAUGGAGGGCUUUUGGAGGGAGAGCGAUGGGGUGGUAAAGGUCUUCGCAAGCUCCCUGCCAUCUCCAGCUCCACAGAGGAAGGAGAGCCCUCAAAUCCAGGCCUAUCCAUGCCAGUGUGCCUCCCUAAAGACAUCAAUGGGAGCCUCGCUUUGACGGAGGUGCCAAUGGAGAGCCAACAGGACUUAGCGGAAUGGGAUGGGGUGGAAGGAAAUGUCCCACAAAGUACCGAACAUCACUCUGACCUUCCAUAUGACAGUGCUGACUUACCAGAGACGUUUCCCUCUCCUCCACCACCUCUGGAUGACUGUUCUUACCAGGACUCUUCCGAUGAGAGCUCCUCCAUGUGCUUAAGUCUGAGUGAGCCUCCAUCUGAAGGUUCCUGCACUCCUCCUCUACAACUGGCCAAUGGGGAUACGGAUGACGCAGUCGUCCUCCGUGCCAAGAAAGGUCAAAAGAAAUCAGAGAGGGUGCCCUCCAUCUACAAGCUCAAGCUGCGGCCGCGGAUAAGACCCCGCACUGACAACAGACCCGAGAACAGCCCGUCGCGCAUCCCUACGCCUGUACGAUACCGAAAUCAUUGUCAGCAGUCUCCUGCCAAUUCAUCUCCCCUCCAGACCCCACCACAGUCCCCACGUUUAAACAAUCACCAACCCUCACACAAAGCUCUGCAUCAGGCCUUUGCUGACCUCAUCCAACCACAGCAGCGCUCCCCAGCUAUGGGCUCUAGAGAGUGUGCCUAUUCUUCAGAGUCCAGCCUUGACAAUGAGGCUUGGAUGUAGUGAAUGAUGAUGGUGAUGAUGUACACAAGCAACAGACUUGGUCUGUAUUCCUUCACUUGGCAUAUACAGCUUUAUAUUAGAGAAAGGAGGAAAAAGCACAUUUGUAAGACUAAGAGACAAUGCGUGCUUGACUGUUGUGUACAACAUGUAGCAGGAUGCUGGAAUCCUUUUUGUCAUUUCACUGUAGACAUAGAUGUGUCCUAAAGUGGCUAAGAACAUAAAAUACCAUUUUUGACAUCUUGGACCAACAUAGCCUGUUCUAAAGUAAACACUGUACUGUUUCAAUUGGUUCAUAGAGUCAUCGUUUUUUCAUUUUUUCGGUUCGAGAAAGGAAAUCACUGCAUUUCCCUUUAGAAAUCUAUAGGUUUUAAUGCUCUAUAUUAAUGAUCUGUUCCAUGAGGGCAAAUUUUAGCUGUUUUAAUACAGUACCCUGGUGGUUGGCUGGCUUUAGCUGGUCAGCAGGCUUGUUUAAAAAGGGGGUUUGGGCACUUCCUUAGCUGAUUAGGCUGGGAGACCAGCUGGAACAACCAGCUAAAACCAGCUUGACCAGCCUAGCCAGGCUUGGAGACCAGCUAAAACCCAGCUGCUUCCAGCUUAAACCAACUAAGUCCAGCCAACCAGCUUAGGCUGGUUUUAGCUGUUUUUUUAGCAGGGUGUUUAUUCGUUAAGGUUGGAACGAAGUGUAAAAAUCUUAUUUUAAUCAGGGAAUUGUAAUAUACAGAGUAUAUUGUAUACUGGAGAAUAAGAGCUGUAGAAUCAGUAGAGCAAAUAAGAUGGUGGAAUCAUUUUGGUGUAAUUUUAUGCGCAAGACAAGCGCCUAAAUGGCGCUUCGACCAUACUUCCAUGUGGAAUCCAAAUUGGAGAUACAAUUAAGUGGCUGUAGCGUUUUAGCCCAGGCUAAAUAGGACGGCAUAUCAACUUCUUGAAUCGGUUUGAGGAUUUCUCAGAAACGUUUAUGAGAGGACAUAAUUCUCAUGUGAUCUGCUUAACAUGACUUUGGCAGACAAACAAAUGUUGUAUUUGUUUAUUAUGUUCUGUACAAACUAAUAUGCUUAAUGUAUAGGUUUAUAUGUACCAUAUGUUCAUUUGCUUAAAUGUGUGGUAGUGUAAUGUAAAUAUAAUUAUUCUUAAUUGACUUUAAUGUACAAAAUGUAUUCUGUUUAUUUCAGUAUGGUAAUUCUGCCUUAGCUAUGCAAUGUUGCUAUUGAAUGUUGCCUUGACAAAUUUUCUUGCCUUAAAGUAAGGAUGAGAAGUUGUGUUUGUGAAGUAGAGAUGAAAAGGUGGUGUGUGUAUGUAUCUGGAUGGUUAAACAUGAAUGUGUGAGGUAGAGAUGGUUUGUUAUACAAGAUGGAUUCUGUCUUUUGGCCCACUGUGAGACAAUCGCACAUGUUUAAGGUCACAGUUAUGACAAGAUCCUGCUUCAUCAGUGUUUUUCUGUUUAAAGUUAAGUAAAUUGCUUGAUUUGUCUGCAAGUGAGAAAUGAAGGACGUUUAGUUAAAUAUAGUGCCAUAUUAAACAUCAAUAGGAUGGUUUUUUUUUCUUUAAAAUAUGGAAAUCACUACAAAAUAUUUAUAGGUAUGGUAAUCAUUCAGGAAAUCAGGCCAUUUUAUUGGAAAAGCCAUAUUGAGUCCAAAACUGCUUAUGAAGUAGUGAUAUUUUCCACUGUGGUCAUCAGCAGACUUUAAGUUUCUUUUAAAGCUUUAUGGCGCCACCAAGUGGUUGAGUGUUAUCGGUGACGUUUGUAUGACUUCCAAGUAUAAUAUGAGAGUGUGACUUUAGUGGGUGAUUAUGAUUUUAAUCUGAUUGGUACCAUUGCGUGAAAUAGGGGAAAACCUAAACGAAUUACACUACACACAUAUUGUUUUGGCGUUGGAUUGUUUAUUUAUAUUAAAUGAGUAAGUUAUUAAGCCUUGUUGAUUGGUCGUGGGUGAACUGUUUUAGCAUAAAGGGACAAUGUUGUAUGUUUCUGAAUGAAUUGUUUACUUUUGGUAUGUUCUCUUUUGAGGCUUUAUACAGUACUGCUGUAUAUUUAUGGGCUCAAGUGUUUUACUGAGAGAUGUUCCCAUGUGAAAGAAGAGCGAGGGAGAUUUUAUGGAUAUGAAUUUCAGUGUUCUCUUUCUUUGCCUCAAGGACUGCAACCAGAGGAUAUUAUUGUUAGCAUGGCCACUGACACUUCACAACACCUCUUGUAUAAAACCUGCACAUUGCUUCUAUGUUCAUUGCCAUUUAAACGUCUGUUGUGACACUUUAGGACAUUCUCAAAUACGUAUAAAUAAGGACAGUAGAGCUUUCUGCAGUCUUUCAAGUGAUAUAAAUGGUUGCUGUGCCUAAUUCUCAAUUUAGUCAAACACGCAUAUAGACAUACACUACACAUUCAGCUAUCUUUACAGUAUCUAAUUAUUAACUGCCAUACAUUUGUACAGUUAACUCAUUUUGAGCUUCUGCUUUCCAAAAACAUUUUUUUACAGAAGGAUGUUUCUUUUCUGUGAUGCCAUUCGUUAUGUGUUUCUAAUCACAUUUAGACAUUUUAGAAAAUAAUUUAUUGCAUGGAUGGGUUCUGUUUUUCUAUAUUCAUUAUUGACAUCAGAAUUACAAGCUUGUAGAUUCACACGUUUUGUUUACUUGAGUAAACCCGUCUGAUUUGCAUUAUGCAAAUAUGAUGUUCAGAUGUGAUCUACAAAAUGCAUGUCGAAUCUAUGUCAUGCUCUGGUUUCAGUAAAUGAAAAGGAUGUCGGAUGAUUUGAAAUCUGAAUGUGUAUUGAUUUAAUUUCUGCAGUUUGUUUGGCUGAUUGUUUUUCUUUAAUGUUGACAAUGAAAUGUAAGGUCUUGACAUUGUGGAAUUUGUCUGUGUUGAAUAGCAAUAUUGCAAGACCAACAUUCCACUGUUCCUUGAAAACCAAUUGCUGUUAAUUUAAUUCUUGUAAUAAAAAUGUUUUGG